GGCAAAAGGACAGUUUUUCCUCCAGACCAAGCUAGGGGGGCUAGUGUGAAGGGUGCUCUUCAUCCAUCAGCUGCUUUCUUCAACAAAAGGACAUCAUGGCAGGAGCUGGUGAGAAGAAAGGCAAGAAAGAUGACAACGGCAUUGGGACUGCCAUAGACUUUGUCUUAUCCAAUGCCCGUCUGGUUCUUGGAGUGGGAGGAGCUGCGAUGCUAGGGAUAGCUACUCUUGCAGUGAAGCGAAUGUAUGAUCGUGCUGUCAGUGCUCCUGCCAGUCCUUCACGUUCCAGUCAGUCUGGUAAAAGGAGCUGGGAAGAACCAAACUGGUUGGGCUCAUCUACACGACUGUUGAACCAAGACAUGAAGACGUCCGUGAGUCGCAGUCUGCAGACCCUACCAACAGACAGUUCAGUUUUCGAACCAGAGUCUUUUCGCCCCAAACCCCCUGGUCGCAAGUCCCAGUCAGAUAUGAAAAAAACACGGUUGAAGCUUUCUCUUCAGGAGAAGCUAUUCAGCUAUUACAAGAAACAUGUUGCUAUUCCACCUGCAGAGCAGAGCUGUGCUAAGCAAGCUGCGAUAGACAUCUGUGCUGAACUGCGCAACUUUAUCCACAACAAGUUUCCAGACAUGCCAUUGAAAGACAUGCACCUUAGCGGAAGCCUGUAUGAUGAUCUGCAGGUGGUGAGAGCAGAUCACAUUCAGCUUAUAGUACCACUCUUAGUGGAAAAUAAUUUAUGGUCAUGUGUCCCUGGAGAAGAGACUAUCCUCAGCUUACCAGGGUUUUGCUUUUUGCGUAGAGAAAACGUUGAGUACUUUCCUCGUGGGACCAGUUACUGGGAUCGUUGUGUUGUAGGGGGUUACCUAUGUCCAAAGGCGGUGAUAGCCACAUUUGAGAAAGUUGUAGCUGGUUCAAUCAACUGGCCAGCCAUCGGCAGCAUGUUGGGAUAUGUGAUUCGGCCAGUAGUGCCAUCUGAAAGCCUUAUCUUGGAAGUUCAGUAUGAGGAUGACAGAAAGCUCUUCAUAGACUUUUUGCCAUUAGUUGUGCUCGGGGAGCACCUAGCAGUUGCUAAAUCCCAUCGACUAGAACGUUAUGGAAACAUGUGGAGAUUAAGUCAACGUGGAGCAGAAACUGCUGCAUUAAUUGGGCGGGACCAACAGGAUUCAGGAUGUCGAUGCCUCUGCCUAAAAAUAUUAAAGUCCCUCUGUCGAUACAAUCUGCCUCUUUCCCAUCUCACAGCUUCCCACCUCACCAACAUACUCUUACAUAUUUGUGAAACAGACAACGACUGGACACAGGGGUCUUUAGCAGAUCGAUUCCUUCAAGCACUUCGAGAGACCGUUGGCUACUUAGAAAAAGGAGAAUUACCUUCAGCCUUGGACCCGAAGGUGAACUUGUUUUCAGAACUCACACCAGAUGAGGUGGAUGAGAUGGGCUACUUUCUCUAUUGCUCCUUAUCAGAGCCAGAGGUGCUGCUGAGGACAGGAGAAUGAGAAUGUGUGGUGGGGAAGGUGGUAAUGGGGAGUAGACAAUACAGGGUUAAUACAUUGAUAAACUUUGAAGGACACGUCAAAAAUCCAGCUAACAUUACUGUUAUUACACAAUGCAAAAAUACUUUCAUAUGUUAUUUGCUAGUAACUUGGCUUUGCUCUUUUCAGUUUGCUCACUGCUGCUCUCAGGUAGGAAGUUUCUUUUGUUCAAGCGUUGCAUGAUAGUAAACAGAAUUCUGCACUGUUAUUACCGGUAACAAAAAAAAAAGUAACCAAAUACAUCAUUGUCAACUGCAUAUAAAAUAUUCCCCAUUAGUGUC
Messenger RNA from Rana temporaria (common frog), 1804 nucleotides. It is a transcript of the gene MIEF1, whose product is annotated as mitochondrial elongation factor 1. The record is from RefSeq and is a predicted model, not a curated record. Gene Ontology annotation, biological process: mitochondrion organization; positive regulation of mitochondrial fission. NCBI's taxonomy places the organism in Eukaryota, Metazoa, Chordata, Amphibia, Anura, Ranidae. Gene Ontology annotation, cellular component: mitochondrial outer membrane. The transcript is spliced from 5 exons. The coding region runs from base 96 to 1487 and encodes 463 amino acids.